Molecule: messenger RNA, 3735 nt
Organism: Lottia gigantea (owl limpet)
Lineage: Eukaryota; Metazoa; Mollusca; Gastropoda; Lottiidae
Exons: 31
Biological process (GO): mismatch repair
Cellular component (GO): MutSalpha complex; nucleus
Molecular function (GO): ATP-dependent DNA damage sensor activity; ATP binding; mismatched DNA binding
Source: RefSeq, a predicted model, not a curated record
GAUGUGGUGUGGGCCAAGUUAGAAGGAUAUCCAUGGUGGCCUAGUUUAAUUUGCAAUCAUCCAACAUUGGAAAAAUUCUUCAAAGGAGGGAAAACUCCAGAGGUUCAUGUUCAAUUUUUUGACAAUCCAACUAGUAGAGCUUGGGUCAAAGUAAGAAAUAUAAGGCCAUUUAAAGGAUCUAAAGAUGUUGAAUGUCAGAAAGGGGGAGUGUUUUAUACAGUUAAUACCAGUAUAUUUGGUCCAGGUUUAGAGCAAGGUGAUAAAGCUUUAGAAAUGGAGAGAUCUAAGAGAAGUGAGUUAUUAGUAGAAUUACAACCUUCUACUGAAAUAUUCGAUGAUGAGAUGAGUGAAAAUGAAGGUAAUAAUAGUAAAGAAAACCAUAAUAACUCAACAGAAGUUACAACUGAAAAAAAGGUUUUCAAAAGAAAUAGUAGACCAGAACGUUCAGUAAAAUCUCAAAAGAAGAGAAGAAGAAUUAUGCCCUCUGCUGACAGUGAUGAGGAAUCUGGUGAUGAGUUUAAACCUGCUAGUGAUGAUAGUGGAGAUGAGUCAGCUAGUUCUGGUGUUGAUGAAGAUGAUGUUUCAGACGCUGAUGUACAUUCAGAACCAGAAUCACCGAAAAGAAAACGUGAAAGUCAACCUAACAGAAAUAAGAAAGUUAAGAAGGAAGAUGAUAAUAGUGAGAAGAAAUCGAGUUAUCAACCAAAUGUAUCUAUUAAUACCAAAUCUAAACUGUCUCUAUUCUCGGCACCUGACUCGGUAAGAAAUUUGUGCAGGGUCAAUGAAUCUGGUAGUGGAGAUGGUAACAAUUUCCCUCAUCUUAAAUUCGACUUCCUUCAACCAGAAAAUAUCAGAGAUAUUAAAGGAAGAAAGAAGUCUGAUCCAGAAUAUGAUCCACGAACUCUUCAUCUUCCUGAUGGCUUCCUUAAGAAACAAACUCCAGCUAUGAGACAAUGGUGGGAACUAAAAUCACAAUAUUUUGAUACAGUCUUAUUUUUCAAGAUGGGUAAAUUUUAUGAAUUGUUUCAUAUGGACUCUGUGAUUAUUGUCAAUGAAUUAGGUCUGAUUUAUAUGAAGGGAGAUUAUGCUCAUUCAGGAUUUCCAGAAAUAGCGUAUAAUCGUUACGCUGACGCUCUAAUUGGUAAAGGAUAUAAAGUAGGUCGGUGUGAGCAGACAGAAACACCAGAUAUGAUGGCUGAAAGAUGUAAACAAACUUGUGGAGCUACUAAGUUUGAUAAAGUAGUUAAAAGAGAGUUAUGUCAGAUCGCUACUCAGGGUACUAAAACAUACCAACAUUUAGAUGGUGAUUGUACUAGUUCACAAAGUACCUAUUUACUAGCUAUAGCUGAAAAGUGUAACAGUAGUGAUGAUUGUAGUUUGUAUGGUGUAUGUUUUGUUGAUACAUCAAUAGGACUCUUUCAUAUUGGUCAGUUUAAAGAUGACCGGCAUUGUUCUAGAUUACGAACAUUAAUAGCUCAUUACUGCCCCUCUCAGGUUUUAUAUGAAAGAAAUAAGCUGUCUCAACAUACCAAUAGCCUCCUCAAUACCAAUCUUACCUCGGUCAUUAAAGAGUCCUUGUCGUCCGGUAGUGAAUUCUGGGAUAGCAGUAAAACAUUGAAAUUCCUAGCAGAAGGUGAUUACUUCAAGGAAAAUGAUGAAUUUGUGUGGCCAAACAUCUUAAAAACAAUGUUAGCUGAUGGUGACAGUAUGGGUAUGACAGCUAGUGAUAACUAUGAGCUAGCUAUAAGUUCUCUAGGAGCUAUGACUUGGUAUCUACAGUACUGUUUACUGGAUGAAGAGUUAUUGUCUAUGAGAAAGUUUGAAGAAUAUAAACCAUUAGAUGAAACUGUUAAAUCUAAAGAUAGAUCUGCUGUACUUAAUCAAAAACACAUGGUAUUAGAUGGUAUUACACUGACUAAUUUAGAUGUUGCAGAGAAUACUGUGUAUGGUGAUCAACAAGGGACAUUACUCCAACAGCUUAACUUCUGCUCAACACCUUUUGGUAAAAGAUUAUUUAGAAAUUGGCUAUGUGCUCCAUUGUGUCGCACUGAAGGUAUAAACGAUAGAUUGAACGCUGUAGAAGAUUUGAUGGCUAAUCCAGAAUUAACAGAAGAUAUUGUAGAAAUACUGAAAAAACUACCAGAUAUAGAAAGAUUACUUAGUCGUAUCCAUGUAUUAGGAUCAGCUAAUCGUAGUAAAAGUCACCCAGAUAGUAGAGCUAUAUUAUAUGAGGAAGUUACUUACAGCAAGAAGAAAAUAGAAGAUUUUUUAAGUACUCUUGGAGCUUUUAAAUCCUCAUUGAACAUCAUUAAACAAUGUAAAAAAAGUUCAGACAACUUCAAAUCAAAGAUAUUAAAAAAGAGUGUUACCAUGGAAACUGAUGGCGGCCAUUUUCCUGAUAUCCAUGAAAGUUUGAAAUUUUUUGAUGCUGCAUUUGACCAUGAUAAAGCUCGUAAAGAUGGUAUUAUUAUACCUAGUAAAGGAGUGGAUGAAGAAUAUGAUACAGCUACUGUUGAUAUCUUAUCUAUUGAAGAUAAACUCAAUUCCUAUCUUGAUUCUCAGAGAAAAGCUUUAAGUUGUAGGGCGAUGGUAUAUUGGGGUAGUGGUAAAAACAGAUAUCAAAUGGAAGUACCCGAGGUAGCUGUUUGCCGAGUUCCCAAUAAUUAUGAAUUGAUGUCAUCAAAGAAAGGUUGGAAACGAUAUAGAACUACAGAAAUAGAAGAAAUGUUUACAGAACUAACAGAUGCUGAAGAUCGUAAAGAUACAGCUCUCAAAGAUGUCAUGAGAAGAUUGUUUUAUAGUUUUGAUGAAAGACAUAAGAAAUGGAGUGGUGUGGUAGAAUGUUUAUCUGUAUUAGAUGUAUUAGUAUCUAUGUGUAAAUAUAGCCAAUGUACAGAUGGUGCCAUGUGCCGUCCUGAAUUUAUUACACCAGAUACUGAUACAGAGGCUUUUAUAGAGAUAAGAGAAGGAAGACAUCCUUGUAUCUGUAGAACAUUUGGUGGUAGUGAUUUUAUACCUAAUGAUACAGUUAUAGGAAUCAAAGAUGAAGAAGAUGAAGAAACUAGUUGCCAUGACAACAGUAAGGUAGUCUUAGUAACAGGACCAAAUAUGGGUGGUAAAUCUACCUUAAUGAGACAAGUUGGUUUGAUAACAAUCAUAGCUCAAAUGGGAUGUUACGUACCAGCUGAGAAAUGUAGAUUAACACCUAUAGAUAGAAUAUUUACCAGACUAGGAGCUAGUGAUAGAAUUAUGUCAGGUGAAAGUACAUUUUUUGUGGAGUUAAGUGAAACAUCAUCUAUAUUACAACAUGCAACCAAACAUUCUUUAGUUUUAGUUGAUGAAUUAGGUCUAGGAACAGCUACCUAUGAUGGUACAGCUAUAGCUUGUUCAGUAGUAGAAGAACUAUCUCAAAACAUCUCCUGUCGAACUCUCUUCUCAACUCACUAUCAUUCACUAGUAGAACAAUUUAGUCAUGAUCACAAUGUCCGACUAGGUCACAUGGCAUGUAUGGUAGAAAAUGAAACAGAAGACCCUUCACAAGAAACAAUCACAUUUCUAUAUAAAUUCAUCAAGGGAGCAUGUCCUAAAAGUUAUGGAUUCAAUGCUGCAAGACUGGCUGAUUUGCCAGAAGAGGUAAGAGAUACGAUUAUUUUCUGUUUUGAAUAUACAUCCCUUCAAGCAAGACAAUUUCAUAAAUCAAAAAUCUUGUCCAAACAAUGUCAAAAUGGGGAGUAA